Messenger RNA from Triticum aestivum (bread wheat), 1484 nucleotides. RefSeq lists its product as uncharacterized. Gene Ontology annotation, molecular function: protein binding. The transcript has a single exon. NCBI's taxonomy places the organism in Eukaryota, Viridiplantae, Streptophyta, Magnoliopsida, Poales, Poaceae. The record is from RefSeq and is a predicted model, not a curated record. The coding region runs from base 86 to 1342 and encodes 418 amino acids.
CCCGCGCCAGACUCCUCCAUAACCCUCUCCUAACCCUUUCCCGUGGUCUCCUGCUGUAAGCCGCCGCCGCCGAUCGCCGACCGCCAUGGCUUCUGGUGAGCUGCCGCCGUCCAAGAAGAAAUCCGCUCCCACUACCAUAAGCUCCCUCGGCGAGGACCUCCUGUGCGAGGUUUUCCUCCGCCUUCCCUCCCUCCCUACCCUCGUCCGCGCCGCCCUCACCUGCCCCGCCUUCCUCCGCGUCGUCCGCUCGUCCCCAAAAUUCCGCCGCCGCUUCCGCGAUCUUCACCCGGCCCCGCUUCUAGGUGUCUUCCUCGACAUCUACGACCCCGGUAUGCCCGCCUUCGUGCCCAUCCGCCGCCGGUCCGAUCCGGACCACGCUGCCGCCGUCCGCGGCGCCGAUGUCUUCCUCACCCGUGUUCCUGACCUGGAAGCCGAAGAGGAAGGCGGUGCCGAAGAUGAAGGGGAAGGGGAAGACGAAGAUGAAAACAUCGGGUGGUCGAUGACGGAGUGUCGCGACGGGUACGUGGUCCUCGUCAACCGGACUGUCGGCCGGAUCAUCAAGCGGGUGGCCGUCUACGACCCCCUCACGCGGGGCCUGCACCUCCUCCCCGCGCCGCCCGGAGACCCAGAAGAGACUGAAGUUGAGUUCCACGUCGUCACGUCCGAUGAGGACCGCCGGUCGCUCCGCGUCAUCUGCAUCUGCAAGGAAAGGAAGAAAGUGCGGGUCGCCGUCUUCUCGCCGGACAGCAAGGAGUGGCAGAUCUCCCCAAAAGCACCGCGCCUGAAGCUGCAGGCCGAUGACAGUGGUACGCUAGUGAAUGGGUGUGUCUACUGGGCAACUGUAAGCAAAGCCGAUAUUCAUGUGCUGAAGCUGAACACGGCAACACUGCAAUUCUCCCGGAUGGAUCCGCCGCGGCAUAUGGGAGGGCGGGAGGGUCUCAAGGUCGGGGAGACCAGCGAUGGGAAGCUCUGCUUGGCCUGCGCAUCUGAACUCACUCUUGUUGUUUGCGUCCAGAGAGCCGAUGGCGAUGGUGUCGAUAAAUGGAUGCCGAACAGGACAUUUGAGUUGGUGGACGAUAUCGACAAGCUCCGGCUACAGUUUGUAGAUCGUUUCCCAUGUCUGAAGGUCGUGGCCAUCAUCGGUGGCAUUGUGUAUUUGGCUACCUUCCAGGCAGAGCAUCCUAGUUCUUCUGGCUGCUUCCUAUCAUUCUGCAUUGAAACAGAGGAACUGAAGGAGGUCUGCCCUAUCACUAACUCUGAUUCUUCCUAUCCCUACGUCAUGGCGUGGCCUCCUGUUUUGGUAGGCAAUAAGGUGAACUCUCGCGGCUACAAGGGGCUCUAGUAGUAAUAAGAGGAAUAAGAAAACUAGAAGUCGGUCCAUUUAUCUGUACUGCAGAUAUCACCUUUUCUGUUAACCGAUGAUGGUAUGUUUGCUAUGAUUCUAUAUAUCCAGUCUUCAUUAGAUUUACUCAAUUUUGUAUAAA